AUGAGCAAAACCAAUGAUUUUGACAUUCAAAGUCCAUUCUGUGUUCUCUGUGGACGGACAGAUGACUGCCCUGAAAAGUAUGGAGAAAAAAGGACCUAUGUGGAAUACAAUCUCACUGUUCAUUAUUACUGUUUGUUGAUGUCAAGUGGCAUUUGGCAGAGAGGGGAAGAAGAUGAAGGUGUAGAUGGAUUCUUGAUCACAGAUAUUAGAAAAGAAGUAAACAGAGCUGCAAAACUGAAAUGUAAUAUCUGUAGGAAAAAAGGUGCAUCGAUUGGAUGUGUAGCCCCCAAAUGCAAACGAAGUUACCAUUUUCCUUGUGGGUUACAAAAGGAAUGUAUUUUCCAGUUCAUGGAAGACUUCAGAUCUUACUGUUGGGAACAUAAACCAGUCCAAAAGUUUCCGGAUAAAGAACCUAGAGGAACUUCACAGUGUACAAUUUGCCUGGAUUUGGUUGAACAACUUCCAAUGUACGCUGUAUUGAAAAGUCCUUGCUGUAAAAAUGCUUGGUUUCAUCGAGAAUGUUUGCAGUAUCAAGCUUUGAGUGCUGGGAUAUUUUUCUUUAGGUGCACAGUAUGUAAUAACAAGGACAAAUUUCAGAAAGAAAUGUUGAGAAUGGGCAUACACAUUCCGGAAAAGGAUGCAUCUUGGGAACUUGAAGAGAAUGCAUAUCAAGACCUACUGCAAUGUUAUCAGCACUGUGAUGUUGAAAGCUGUCUCUGCAAGAAAGGAAGAGACUAUAGUGAACCUGAUAGUAAAUGGGAAAUAAAGCGUUGUCAGUGUUGUGGUUCCCGUGGAACUCAUUUAGCCUGUUCAUCUAUGAAGUCAUGGGAGCAAAACUGGGAGUGUAUGGAAUGCAGAAGUAUCUUUGCAAAAUCAGGGAACUAUAGUAAACAGAAAAAGCGUUCUCUGGCUACCUCUGAAAAGACAGAUGGGACAACUUGUUUGCUGGAAGAGCCAUCUCCAAAGUGCCCUCGGCAGUCACCUGGAUCUCAACGCAGUUUUCUUCUCCAGUCACCAAAGAUAAUGUGCCAGAACAACUUGUCACACUGCUCACAUCUAGAACUUCCAUCAUCUGACCGAGUGACGAUGUCCUUGUCUCCACUGAUGUCAAACAGGAACGAAUCUCUGAGGAAAAAGCUUUUAAGAAAGCAAAGAAGAGAAGUUUCUAAUAUACUGAAGGAGUUAAAGCUGCAAGUUAAUACAAAAACGACAAGGCUUAACAUCAAUGCAAAAGAUUUCUGGAUCAGUGCUUUAAAAGGAUUUAGGCAGCGCAACUUCAGUCCUACAAACACCAUUGAAAUAAACUUCACAAACUGCAAAAAUAGAUCAAAGACGCAUACUUCUGCUGCAUCAAAACGCCGUUUCUUCCAAUUAUUAAUGCAUCACCUUCAGAAUUCAUCAUUGUUUGACAAGGGCUCUUCUGGAAAGAACUUGUCCCUUGAUUUUCAAGCUGUAAAAGACAAUCUUUAUUUUGAAGCUGGUAAAAUGAUUGCAGUUUCUCUGGUUCACGGUGGCCCAUCUCCUGGUUUCUUUUCCAAAACACUGUUUGAUUGUCUUGUCUAUGGUCCAGAGAAUGUGAAGCCAGCCUUGGAAGAUGUUGCUGAUGUUGAUGUAGCCAAAACAAUAAAAAUGAUAAAAUAUGCAAAUAGUUUGUCCAGCCUACAGUCUACAAUACGCAACUGUUAUGAGUUCCUUGCUGCUGCUGGAUGUUUAAGACCUGUAACAGCUUUGUGUGAUAAGAAUAUGCUCGUGAAUGACAUACUGAUCUAUCAUGUAAUCAAGAGAAUUAUUUCACCCUUAGAAAGUUUUAGGCAAGGUUUGAAAACUCUUGGUGUCCUAGAGAAAAUGCAAAUGCAUCCGGAUGCAUUUGCUAGUUUAUUGUGCCACGAACCUGAAAGACUUUCAGCAGAAACUAUUUGUGAUCUCUUUACGAUCCAUUCUUCAUCAGAUGUAAAUAAAGUUGAAGGUGCUGAUUUUUGGAUGGGUUAUUUGCAAGAUGUGGAAAGUGGUGAGUCUGUAGUGACAUUGGAGGAUAUUCUGCUCUUUGUAACAGGCUCCCUUUCUAUACCACCCAUUGGUUUUGAUCCUAAACCUACUAUUAAAUUUUUGCAUAUAAGGUAUCCUGUUGGAAACAGACUCCUGAAUUGCUUAGAGCUCCCUAUAACAAAGACAUACGAGCAGUUUAAAAAUAAAAUGGAGUUCACCAUCAGAAACACACUAAAUGUUGAAAGAGAAUAAAUAUUUUUGCUACUAAACC
Messenger RNA from Tauraco erythrolophus (red-crested turaco), 2257 nucleotides. The record is from RefSeq and is a predicted model, not a curated record. NCBI's taxonomy places the organism in Eukaryota, Metazoa, Chordata, Aves, Musophagiformes, Musophagidae.